GUGGACUCUCUUUCAUUUCUCAAUUUUUUUCUCUUUUCUAUACAUCAAUCUUUCUCUCUCCAGCUUCUUGAAAAACUAUUCUCAUUUUGCUAUACAAGAACAAUAAAAAAAAAAUUAUUUGAAGAAAAAUAGAAAAGAAGUCUUUUUGGAGCUUGUUUUUCAAUCCAUAUUUUAAUCAUUUUGAGGAUAUAGAGAAAAGCCCCACAAAAGGAAUUGAAUUAGAAAAGAAGAUCUUGAUGGCCCCAAAUGGAGGAGGAGUGAACAAGAACAAUAAUGGGACAUCAAUAGGAAGAAAUCACAAUACAAGGCAAGUACUAAAAAAAGGUCCAUGGACAACAACAGAAGAUGCAAUAUUAAUGGAGUAUGUGAAGAAGCAUGGUGAAGGGAAUUGGAAUGCAGUACAAAGGAAUUCAGGUUUAAUGAGAUGUGGUAAAAGUUGUAGGUUAAGAUGGGCUAAUCAUUUGAGACCACAUCUCAAAAAAGGUGCUUUUUCUAUAGAUGAAGAAAGACUUAUUGUGGAACUUCAUGCUAAACUUGGAAACAAAUGGGCUCGUAUGGCUGCUCAGUUGCCUGGUAGAACGGAUAAUGAAAUCAAGAAUUAUUGGAACACGAGACUGAAGAGAAGACAAAGAGCUGGAUUACCAAUAUACCCUCAAGACAUACAACCACAAAAUUACCAACAAGAUCAAAACCAACAACAUAGUACUAAUAUCCCUUCACCAUUUGAUAAUAAUCACCAAAAUUCCAAUUACAACAAUAAUAAUUCCCCUCUUUCCCUUUUAGAUAUCUUCAAUCCAUCAACUAUGAAACCUAGUAGAAACAUUAUUCCACAUCAAUAUCAAUUCAACAAUAAUAACCCUAGUUCUUCAUUUCUCACAAAUACAAAUAAUAUCAACAAUCAAGUCAAGUUUUUCCGAGACCCUCGCGUUAGCCUUUCUCUAACAUUAGCAUCAUCGAUGAAGAAUUCACAACUUCCUUCAAUGAUAGCGCCCGUGCCUAAUAAUUUUAGUCAGGGCUAUUCUAGUUCAAUCCCGGCUCCACCACUUCAGCAUAACUAUCCAAAUUUCACCACAACUACAAGACCUUUUUCCGGAAUUUCUUCAAACCCUAAUGGUUUAAUCUUAGGUAUGGGCACAGAGCAACGUUCAAUCCAAUUGUCCAUGCCUGAGACUACAACAACAACAACAUCAAGUGAUCAUGCUGAUAAUAAUUACGUUGUUGAACGUGGAUUAUCGCGCGGUAAUAGUGGAUUAUUGGAAGACUUAUUAGAGGAAUCUCAGACAUUAACAAGAGGUGAAAAAAUAGAGGAAAAUUGUAAUGUUGAUAAUGAGGAUAAUAAAGGGAAAUUAGUGUGGGAAGAAUAUGGAUUAACAGAAGAUGCAGCAGAUGCAAUUUUAACUGAAGAAUCAACAUAUAAUUUUGCUCAUGCUGAUGAUAAUAAUGCUACACAAAGUAAACAUUCUGAAGAUUCAAGUUCUCUCAAUUCAUCCUCAGGGAUAACAACAAAGGAAGCUUCAUUAGAGUUGGGUAAUCAAGUGGAUGAUGAUAUUAUGAGAUUUCUUGAUAAUUUUCCACUAGGUGUACCUGUUCCUGAUUGGUGUGAUGAUCAACAAAAUACAUCAAAUGCCCAAUCAUUUGAAUGUGACCAAAUUCAAUUGUCAAAAUCAAGUUCAUGAAGAUUGAAAGCAGAUUCAGACUUUGAGGUCUAUCGAUUUCUUCAACAACUUUAAGUUCGUAAUAAUAAUCAGUCAUAUAGUUAUAUAUGUUUAGUAAAUUUCUUGAAUAUAUAUACACAAAGUCGAUGCAGGAUAUACACGUGAACCUAUAAGUUACAAGCUAGAUCGUCCACCUCUUCAAGGAUUAAUGAAGACUAGGAGAUUGGAGCAUGUUGUUGAAUUAACAUGCUUGUUUUUUUUUUUUUUUUAAUUGGUUAAUUAGAAGCAGUAAACAUUUAUUUAUAUUCAUAAAUUUACCAUUAAGUAGCAGAGAUUGCAGUACUUUGUUGUUACUGUUGUUAUUAUUUAUUUAUUUUUUACUUUAGGUUAAUGUGUAGAUGUACUGAUUAUGAUAAUUGGCCAUUCAAUUGUCUUGGCUUAUUUGUUGUGUGCAAUAUUAAUUAUGAAACAAAUAAAUUAAACUUCUUGUUU
Capsicum annuum is the source of this 2147-nucleotide messenger RNA. Its product is annotated as transcription factor MYB101. The transcript has 5 exons. The record is from RefSeq and is a predicted model, not a curated record. The coding region runs from base 237 to 1676 and encodes 479 amino acids. NCBI's taxonomy places the organism in Eukaryota, Viridiplantae, Streptophyta, Magnoliopsida, Solanales, Solanaceae.